Messenger RNA from Phyllopteryx taeniolatus (common seadragon), 2559 nucleotides. RefSeq names its product LIM and cysteine-rich domains 1 (gene lmcd1). Bases 1010 to 2071 code for a protein of 353 amino acids. The transcript is spliced from 7 exons. The record is from RefSeq and is a predicted model, not a curated record. NCBI's taxonomy places the organism in Eukaryota, Metazoa, Chordata, Actinopteri, Syngnathiformes, Syngnathidae. Gene Ontology annotation, molecular function: zinc ion binding.
GAUCUAUUGAACUGGCUCUAAUUAUUUACACUUUUUUUGGAAGAAAAAAAAAAAAAUCCUCCAUACUUGGUCGUCACGUUGUUGCCUUGACUAAACCUUAACAGGAAGUGACAUCAUCAGUCAGAGCCCCCACCCCAGUUGUCAUGAAGUAUUAUUGCGUGUCUUAACUUUUGCGUGCACUGUUUGGUCUUUUUCCUCUGCCAGCGUGUGUGUGUGUGUGUGUGUGUGUGUGUACGCGAGUGUAUGUUUGUGUGCAUCCAUGUGUGUGUGUUUGUGUGCACGUGUGUUCCUGCAUAUACGCGCGUGUGCGUCUUUGCUGCAGCGUGUGGUCAACCACAGCACAUGCACAUCAUAUUAUUGGUCGGAGCUGUUUGCGCUGAGCAAAUCAUUCCACUAAGUCUCCCAGUGUUCUCUUUUAGGAUGCAUCCCACUUUUUUUUUUGCGCUUACUUGCCUCUAUUGAUAUGCGCCACAAUUGUAUUGUUAACGUAUGUUUGUCUUCAGAAGUGCACCGAUUGAGUGGGCGGCACCAACUUCCCGGAUAGCGGAGGUGUACCUAAUGUUGCGGCCGACGUAGCUCGUGAGGUCACCCAAACGGAGAGAAGGUGAGUCGACGCAACGCAACGCGUCGCUGUAACCUCCGCCGAGGAGGAGGAGGACUCGCCAACGUUUCCAUUGGUGAGCUGUUUUCGUCCCCCCCCCCCACACACACACACACGCACCCAGGUUUCCUCUUAUUGGCUGGCCGGGCGCCAGCCGUCUUUCUGCGGGGAGCGACGGUUUGCGAGCCCAGCGCGCAUUGUGAGUCGCUAGGAAACGCAUUCCUGUAGCGCCAGGCGGGCUGGAACACAGGAGGUGAGGAGAGACCUGCCCACUCGCUUUCAGAGGAGGAGAGGGAGAACGGAGGGGGGAAGCGAGGGCGACGGCGGGCGGGGUGGACAGGAAGCGGGCCUGACGAGCCAGGAAUUUCAAGUCUCAGUGCGGGUCAGGAGACCAGACGAGACGCCAGCAUGGAUGCGGCCGAGAAGAUGUCAGCAGAGGCGAGUGCAUCGGAUCCAGCCGUGUGUCUCAUUUGUCAGGACGGCUGCCCGGGUUUGCAGCCGCAUUCUUGGAGGAAAGCGUGCGUGGCGUGCGGCUGCAGCACGGCGGACCACGCGCCCGGUAGCCACGCCGAUGACGACCGGCGAAUGGGACGCCUGCUGGCCGACUCGCCCUGCGCCCACCUGACGGCCAAGGUGAAAGGGGGCGGCGGCCUCCGCCUGUACAAGAGGAACCGCAUGAUCGUGACCAAUCCGGUGGUGUCGCGCAAGGACCCCACCUUCAGCACCACCACCUACGACUGGGCGCCCGCCGGCCUCAACCAGAAGCUGGCCAAGCAGUACAUGGAGCUGAUCCCAGAGAGUCAGCGUCCCGUCUCCGGGACCGGGGGGGCAGUGCUGCGUCGCAGGCGCCUCCUCGGCCAGCUCCCCGCCCACGACCAGGACCCCAUGGCGUGUCAGAGCCUGGCCAACGAUGACGAGGUUUCCGCCAUGCUGCUGUUUGUGAAGCGCUACAAAAUGGAGGCGCUGGGCGUGGGCGAGGUGGCGCUGCCUGGCGACGGCGAGGCCCUGAGGGAGGCGGCCGAUCAGAGGGAAGCCAGGGAGCAAAACCACGGCGACAAGGAGGCCGCGGACCGCCACCCGGAUCGCGACGCCGUCGCCCCUGAAGAGUCCACCAAUGGCACAGAGAACAACACUCGAUACCGCUGCUCAGGUUGCGGCGGCGACGUCGCGGCUGAGAGCCCGGCGGUUUUUGCCGAGCGCGCCGGUUACCGAGCCGCCCUGUGGCAUCCCGCCUGCUUCGCGUGCGCCGAGUGCGGCCAGGGAUUGGCCGACCUGGUCUACUUCUGGUCCAAUCGGAGGCUCCUGUGCGGACGACAUUAUUGCCAGAGCGUCAGGCCGCGCUGCGCCGGCUGCGACGAGUUGAUCUUCGGCGAGUCUUUCCGCACGGCGCAAGACGGCCGCACGUGGCAUCGUCGUCAUUACUGCUGCUGGCGGUGCGGGCAAAGCCUGGAUACGCCCUGCCGCCAUUGACACGCGCGCACACACAAAGUACAGUAACAACAAAAUGUGUUUUUUUUUGGUUUUUUUUUUUUUUCCUUUCUGGAACUGAUUAAUGGCAUUUUCUAUUCACUUCAAUGGGGAAAAUUGAGAAGUCAAGGUAGCAGUGUCUCCAAUUCAAGCAUGUCGCUCCGCACGAGUGGAGUCUUGAAAGUGUCCUCGAGCGUCGUUUGGAGCUCUCAACGGGACUUUUAUGUCGGAGCCGACGCCGCCUCGAGACGCGUUUGGCUGAUUUAUCGGCUCGUAAAUGGCUGACGUGAUCCGGAUGCGAGCCAACACCAGCGUGCGCACAUGUUGGAAUGAGCUCAUAUUUGACAUUAAAGCUUUUCGGAAUUGCAUUAGGAGUAUUCUACUUUAAACGAUGUCAAAAUGGCAAAUUUCCUGAAAUCGUGGCUGGCAGCAACACAUCUGUAACGCUGAGUUUACAAACUUUUAAGAUUAAAAUGUUUUAUUGGAUUCUA